CCCGGGCUCGGCCGGAGUGGGGAACCCGGACCGAGGGGAGAGGGCUUCCCGGAGACAAAGGCUCUGGCCUGGGGCCGUGGGCGUGGGCCGGCGCCUCUGGGGUCUUUGUGCCGACACGUGCAUCUCGCGUUUGUGGGUCUUUCCCCCACCAUGCCGUGGCCCCUGCUGCUGCCCGUGCUGCUGCUGCUGGCCACGAGCGGGGCCCAGACAACCCGCCCAUGCUUCCCCGGGUGCCAGUGUGAGGUGGAGACCUUCGGCCUCUUCGACAGCUUCAGCCUGACGCGAGUGGACUGCAGUGGCCUGGGCCCCCACAUCGUGCCCGUGCCCAUCCCUCUGGACACAGCCCACCUGGACCUGUCCUCCAACCGGCUGGAGACGGUGAACGAGUCGGUGUUGGCAGGGCCGGGCUAUACCACGCUGGCUGGCCUGGAUCUCAGCCACAACCUGCUGACCAGCAUCUCGCCCACUGCCUUCUCCCGCCUCCGCUACUUAGAGUCUCUCGACCUCAGCCACAACAGCCUGGCGGCCCUGCCGGCCGAGAGCUUCACCAGCUCACCUUUGAGUGACCUGAACCUGAGCCACAACCGGCUCCGGGAGGUCUCAGUGUCCGCCUUCGCCACCCAUGGCCAGGGCAGGGUGCUGCAUGUGGACCUCUCCCACAACCAUAUCCGCCGCCUCCUUCCCCACCCUGCACAGGCCAGCCUGCCCACACCCACCAUUCAGAGUCUGAACCUGGCCUGGAACCAGCUCCGCUCCGUGCCCGACCUCCGCGCCCUGCCCCUGCGCUACCUGAGCCUGGACGGGAACCCUCUGGCUGCCAUCGGCCCGGGCGCCUUCACGGGGCUGGCGGGCCUUACACAUCUGUCGCUGGGCAGCCUGCAGGGUCUCCCCCAGCUGGCGCCCUAUGGCUUCCGUGAGCUGCAGGGCCUGCAGGUCCUGGACCUGUCAGGCAACCCCAAGCUCAUGUGGGCCGGAGCUGAGGUGUUCUCAGGCCUGGGCUCCCUGCAGGAGCUGGACCUGUCGGGCACCGGCCUGGUGUCCCUGCCUGAGAUGCUGCUCCCCCACCUCCCAGCGCUGCAGAGCAUCAGCGUGGGCCAGGGUGUGCGGUGCCGGCGCCUGGUGCGGGAGGGCGCCUACCCCCGGCUGCCCAGCUCCAGCCCCAAGGUGGCCCUGCACUGCAUAGACACCCAGGAAUUGGCUGCCAGGGGCCCCGACAUCUUGUGACAAAUGAUGUGGCCUGGGGCCACAUAACAGACUGCUGCCUUGGGCUUACUCAGGUCCUGGGUAGUUUAGAUUUUAAUGUGCCAAUGCCAGGGGGGACUCUGCAGGCCUUUAUGGCAGCAUCAUUGAAAGAGAGGCUUGGACCUGAGACCAACACUCAGGAGCAAAGUCUCACCCCUUUGUCUAUGUUGCCCCCCAAACUAUAAGCAGAGGGUCUUCCAUGCCAAACCAGACAGCAGUUCCCUGCUGUCCUUCCCCACUUGUCCCCAAAGUGCCUUCCCUCAGGCCUGGGCCAGCCUGACCCACGACAGGAGAAUGGUGGGAGGAAGAUCCCACUGCGGGGCAGAGGUCAGGUCCACGGCUGAGCGCCCCUUAGGGCCCAUGGUCCAGCCACUCGGGCACGGGUUUCUUUUACGACAAAGCCCCCUCUUUGUUCUGGGCACAUGAGGUCCACUUCAGCCUUUUCUUUUCCCCUAGAAUCCUGGGUAGAACUUUAGUUAUAGAAAGGACUGGAGAAAAAAUCAAGUCCACCUCCUCAUGUGACAUAUGGGGAAACUGAGGCCUAGAGAAGGAAAACUGCUGAUCAGAGGCACCACGGUGGCAGAGGCAGGAUUGGACCCAGCGUCCUGCCUCCCAGCCGGGCCCAUUUGCACUUUUCCGACUUCUCCAAAUCAUGCCCUCCCCUCCCCUUUCUGGGCUCCCCCUUGCUGCCAGGACCCACAUCCUGCUGUUUGUGCCCUCUCCCUGUCAUCCCCAGGACAGGCAAGGGCCUUGGAGGUGGGACUCUGGGCCCAGUGACCCACUGUGUGGCACAAGCUAAGUCACUUCACCUCUCGGAGCCUCUGGAAGCUUCAGGCUUUUGAGGCCCAGCCCUGGCCAUUUCCCACUCUGGGGUGGGGUCCCCCAGCAUCAAGACUGGAUAUGCACCUUGAGGGACAUGCUCCCCAAGGAGGUGAUGCAAUCCUGGCCCCCCACCUGGCCAUGAGCUCCAAGGGGCCUCCUGGGUUCAGCCCCCACUGGUCCUGAGCCCAGCAGACCCCAAGAGUCCAUCUCACCCUACUGAGGAUGCAGCAGAAGGAGGCAGAGGAGCCCCUACCCAUGUUUAUGCUCCCCAACCCCAGGGCGGCAUCUCAGCUUCCCAGCCCUGGGCUCUUCCCUUAGUCUUCAAAAGUUGUUGCCUUUUUAAUGGACUGUCACUUUCAACCACCUCACCCCCCACCCCUGCUGGCAGGGGAUGGAAAUGUGUCAUUUGUAAAAAGAAACGGUUGCAUUUGUUCACUUUUGUAAUAGUGUGUCCUGGGGAUUUGCUGGGAGGAGGAGGUGGUGGGUGGAAGCCAGCCAUCAUGGCCAUGUGGGCAUCAGAGGGCUGGUCCCACAGAGACACCCACAGGACAAUGAGGGCUCUGUCCUCCCCCACCAGCCCCACCCAGCACCUACCGGUCCUUGGUUUAAUAAACACUAUAAAGAGUCCCUCUUUC
Ceratotherium simum simum (southern white rhinoceros) is the source of this 2699-nucleotide messenger RNA. NCBI's taxonomy places the organism in Eukaryota, Metazoa, Chordata, Mammalia, Perissodactyla, Rhinocerotidae. The record is from RefSeq and is a predicted model, not a curated record.